Messenger RNA from Plasmodium adleri (nom. inval.), 2655 nucleotides. RefSeq names its product conserved Plasmodium protein, unknown function. The record is from RefSeq and is a predicted model, not a curated record. Lineage: Eukaryota; Apicomplexa; Aconoidasida; Haemosporida; Plasmodiidae. The transcript has 10 exons. The coding region runs from base 1 to 2655 and encodes 884 amino acids.
AUGGCAUUUUGUAAAGGCAAAUAUAAAAAUGCAGGUUCAAAUGAUGACCAGUUGUUAUUCCAGAAUUGUUGUCAAUCUAUUGAAUAUUUAAAUUUGUAUUUUAAAGAUUUAAAAGAUUAUCUAAUUAGAUAUAAUAAAUUCGAAGAAUUAUAUAACUACUGUUAUAAUAUUAUAGCAAAUGUACAAAAAAAUUCUCCUGCAUCUAGAAUAACAUCUCUAAAAGUGGCUAGUUUAUGUCUUAUUAUUAACGAGAAAAAUGUUUCUCAUCUUGUCAAUACAGAUAUAUUACAAUAUGCAUAUAAAAUAUUAAAAAGAAAUAAAGAAGGAAAAAAUAAAAAAUUUCUAACAUAUUUUGGAGAUAUUACAAAUAUUGAGAGAAAUAUGUUAUCAAGAGAAUGUGAAUAUUUAUUUAGAAAUCUUAAUCAAAUAAAUUUAAUAAAAAAUACAAAAGAAGAAAAAUAUAUUAAUAAUCUAAAAAAUAAAUUAGAAAAAAAUAAAAUUUCCAUACCUCAAAAGGCAAAUGAUUCUUUAUCAUAUGUACUUAUAUUAAGUGAUUUUAAUAAAUAUAAGAGGGAAAUAUUGGAAUGUUUAGAAAACGAAUUUGUGAACCACAACAAACUUGAUAGUGUAUAUUCCACAUAUGUCACGCUUUUAAAAGAGUUGAAAGAAAAGACUGUAAAAUUUUUGAAAAAUGGAGACUAUCACCUAUAUUGCAAUUUUCAUGAUGAAAUACAAGAAGAACACGAAAUUAACAUAAGAUAUGAAUCCUAUCUAGACAGUUUCACAUCUAAUAAGAAUGAUAAAAAAGAAUUGAAAAUUACAAAUAAACAGAAUAGUUUAAAAAGUGAAGAAGAAAAAAAGAAUAAAUUAACUAAUGCAAAUUCUAACAUAUCAUCCACAUCUAUAGAAAAUAAUAAUAUAGAUGUUUCCUUUACAAAAUGUGAUAAUAAUAGUAAUAUGUCUUUAAAAAAUAAUAAUACUUCAAAUAAUUCAGAAAAUAAAAGUCUAUCAAAAAAUUUGUCUAAUACGUUAACCUCAUUCGCUAUGUCACUCAACAAAAAAAUUUUUAGCGAUAAAUCAGAUGAAAACCAAAAGAAUCAAAAUGAAAAAGACAAUUCAGACAUGUUAAAUAUGGAUGAACAAAUAAAUGCAGAUAGUGUAGAUAAAACAAAAGAAGAGGAAGCUAAUGUGGAUGAAAUAAAAAUAAAUGACAAUGAUAAAAAUAAAGAUGAAAAAGUUGAAAAUAUGAAAAAACAAUUAUCAAGUAAAACGGUGGCUUUUAAAAUGGACCAAAAGGAUUCAAAUAAAGAUCAAACCCAAAAUAAAGAUAAUGCAAAUAACGGAGGAAACACAUUCAAUAAAAUACAAAACGAAAUAAUCGACGAUUUUAAUUCGUUCUUAAAUGAAGAAAAUGACGACAUAUAUUUUGAUAAGCUAAAUGGACAUAAAUAUCUAGAAUUUAAAAAUAAUGUGAGUGAUGGAAAUUCAGCAUUGUGGGAAAAUUUAAUUAAGAAAAGUAAUUUUUAUGAUAUUAAAGAAGAUUUUGAAAAUUAUAAUAAAAUUAUUAAAAAGCAAGAAGAAAAUGAACAAGAUAAAACAAAUGAAGAAAAAACAUUGGGAGAUUUAUUAGGUAUGAAUAAAUAUGCAUCAAUAAAAAAUAAAAAUCAUAAAGAUAUAAAAAGUACUACUCUCAAUACAGAUGAUUUUUGUCAUAUGAUCAAAAAUUUUAAUAUUAAUAAUAUGAAUGGUCAUAUAAAUUUAGAAAAUUAUCCAAUGAAUGUUAAUAAUAAAGAUAAUCUUUUUAUGACCGAUACUUUUGUUCAGUCAACAAAUACAAAUAAUGCAUUUCAAGAUACACAUAUUAAAUUGGAAAAUAAACAAGAAGAAAAUGGUACUUUGAAUCCUCUUAAUAAAUAUUUUACUAUGCAUGAUAAUAUAUAUUAUAUACAAAAGGCUAUUCUCAAAAAUAAUUCAGUCCUUUAUAAGGAUGACAAUAUUGAGAUAUCUCUAGAUCAGUAUUACUAUGACUUGAAUGGGCUUUUGAAAAUUUUUUUAAAAAACAAAAAGGUUGUUAACUGUUAUGAUGUUGAUAUACAAAUAUCAAACAAAAUGCUUUUCCCCUUAAAGAUGAAAUUUUUAAAUUUUGAAAAAACCUUGUCAAUGAAUUCGACAAACUGUUAUGAAAUAGCUGUAAAGUGUUUACAUAUAUAUAAAGGAUUCCCCCUAAUCAAAUUGUCGUAUAGAAUGCAAGAUAUGUUUAAAAAGACCAUCGAGCUAAGACUUCCAAUACCUAUAACAAAGUAUAUGAAGAAAAUGGAAAUUUCAAAAGAUGUUUUUAAUAAAUUCUGGAGUAAUAAUAAUUUUAAUGAAUACAAAAAAGAAAAAAUUAUUAAUAAAAGUGAUAUAGUCGAUAAUGAAUUGAUUGUUAUGGAUUCUUGUUUGGGUGGAGCCCUUGGAUUAUGUUAUGUAGAAAAUAUGAUUUACUUAUGUGGUUGUUACUCUAACAGUUCUGCAGAUCACGAAAAUUAUUUUGUGCUUGUCGGUAUUGAGAUGAUAAAGAAAAAAUUGAGAAUCGUAUGUAAAUCAAAUAACCCUACUUUAUCAUCUGCUAUUUUAUUUUUAAUCGUAUUGAUGCACAAGAAACAUGAAACAUAA